Harmonia axyridis is the source of this 1689-nucleotide messenger RNA. Its product is annotated as probable flavin-containing monoamine oxidase A. The coding region runs from base 61 to 1629 and encodes 522 amino acids. The transcript is spliced from 9 exons. Gene Ontology annotation, molecular function: oxidoreductase activity. The record is from RefSeq and is a predicted model, not a curated record. Lineage: Eukaryota; Metazoa; Arthropoda; Insecta; Coleoptera; Coccinellidae.
UACCAUGUCCAAGUGACAUUUCAUUUCAAAAUAUUCAACUUCAACAUCCGAUAAAAAUGAAUGUAUUUAAAUUACCGUGAAUUAGACGCUGAUAUCAUCAUCAUAGGUGCUGGCAUAACCGGACUUAGCGCUGCAUAUCAUCUCCUUGAAAAAGACCCCCAUACAGACUUUUUGAUUCUGGAUGUAGAUGGAAAGGCGGACGUUACCAUAAGGAAUCAAUAUUCAUCACUAUGGAAUAUGAAAUGGAAAAGUAACUCAAGUGUUAAAAAGAAAACUAAAUUCGCCGUCGAUAAAUAUAAUAAAGACUAUCAGUUCAUUUUUUCUAAACAACCCAUCCUGAUGAAAUUGUUGAAAAAAUUGGAUAUCCCUCUAGUAAAAAAUGAAGUUGAAUCUGGAAAAGUUUUGGUCGAUUACGACAAGCUCUACGAAGUUUCAAAAAGAGAGAACAUUUUGGAUUUUUUCUCCUCCCAAGAUCGACAAAUUUUGAAAAAAUUUUGUAAAGAAGUCAACACUCUUUGUGCGUCUUUUUCUUUUGAUGAGCAUAAAAUUCUAUCGGAGUUUGAAGAUAUCAGUAUGAAAAUUUUGUUGCAUAGACUGAUCCAGUCAAAGAAAGUGCGUGAUGUUAUUUCACAAACCUUCCUUUAUAACUUAGGCUUGCAACCGAAGGAUGUUUCAGCGUCUUUUUUUCUUGCAUAUUGCAACUCAACACAAGGUAUUCAAAGUCAAUUCAUUUGGACUGAAGGGAGUAUUCAUCAAUUUUUUAUUGAUGGAGGAUUAGAAAAUAUGAGAUACAAACUGAUGGAAUUGAUUGGUGAAGAGUAUAUUGUGAGAGUACCAGAAAUAACCGAAAUAUCUUGGGAUGAUUGCAGCGCUGGAAUAAAAACAGCAUUCGAAUACUUUUUUGCAAACAAGGUGCUUUUCACAUUGAACGAGACUGAAACAAACAACAUUAAGUUCUAUCCACCUUUAUCUGACGAGAAGAUGAUAAUUGCUAACAGUUUUGUUAGAGGCACAUUGAAAAAAUUCAUGGUUAAUUACGAUAAGCCGUUCUGGAUGAACAAAGGACUUUCCGGAGAUGUCUACAUUAUGAAUACGAUAGAAAGAAAUGGGCCAAUUCAUAUUUGUCUAAACGUCUCUAAAAUCAGUAACGACUAUAUUUUAACAGGUCUAGCAGAGGAAGGAAGUGAUAAAACAGAGAUACUCAAUCAAUUGGCGAUUUACUUCGGAGAAGAAGCUUUAAACCCUUUGAAUUACAUAGAGAUCCCAAGUUCGUUUCACGAACUGAGUUUACCUUAUGGCUGCACAAGCAUGAAAUACUUCGGGAACAUCCAGAAGGAUUCUGAAAGGGUAGUUUGGGCUAGCCCUGAGACCACAACGAUUUGGUAUGGCACUGCCGCAGGGUCAGUGGAGGCGGGUUUUAAGGGGGCUAUCAGAGCACUGCAAGAGACCAAGCCAAACACGUUAACUUCCGAAGACUUUAAUGUUAUCAGUCCUUAUGAUGUGUCCAUACCGCCAAGAUCAACCGGAUUUUUUGGAAUUAAAUGGCACUUUUUCAUUCCUGCCAUAUUGAUCGUCAUUUUCGCUGUGGUGAAAGUCAAAAAAUACUACUCGAAAAAAUUGUUGAAGUAAAUGGAAGAAUUCGGGUCUAUUGACAGAAGGUUCAAAUAAAUGUGAAAAAAAUUAUAAAAA